Spirodela intermedia is the source of this 452-nucleotide messenger RNA. NCBI's taxonomy places the organism in Eukaryota, Viridiplantae, Streptophyta, Magnoliopsida, Alismatales, Araceae. The record is from the annotation of a GenBank genome assembly.
AUGUUGUGCUUGGAACCGACCAGCUCGUCAGGCAUAUAAUUAGCUGCCCAUCUGAAGGAUAUAUGGCAUUUCAUCAGACACUAUAAAACGGAUGCAGAUUAAAACCUUUCCUAGAUGCGCCCACCAUCACACUCUUGGGAAGACAGUAACUUUGAGAUAUUUACUAGACCUAAAACCCGAGAACCGAUGGCGAGAGCCAGAGGAAACGCAGUAGGAGUCCGUACACACACAGAAACCACCUACUCGCUCAGCUCGCGGGGACAUUCAUUCGAGAUCAAGAUCCUUUGGCAAGAGGGCUCACCAGGGGAUCAUCAAAGUUCAUCGAUGUUUUUUAUUGGGGGAAUAGCUGUACAACAACCCAUGUGACGGAAAGUAUUGUUUCAGCAGCAUACGAGUCGCCAUGAACGUCUUUUAAGAUUUCAGGAGGCCAUCUUGAGGUAUUUUCCGACUAA